Molecule: messenger RNA, 2448 nt
Organism: Ceratosolen solmsi marchali
Lineage: Eukaryota; Metazoa; Arthropoda; Insecta; Hymenoptera; Agaonidae
Product: protein mothers against dpp-like
Exons: 5
Coding region: 867-2294 (475 amino acids)
Biological process (GO): regulation of transcription by RNA polymerase II; BMP signaling pathway; anatomical structure morphogenesis
Cellular component (GO): heteromeric SMAD protein complex
Molecular function (GO): DNA-binding transcription factor activity, RNA polymerase II-specific; I-SMAD binding; RNA polymerase II cis-regulatory region sequence-specific DNA binding
Source: RefSeq, a predicted model, not a curated record
UUCCGGCUUAGUGCUUGAUCUUCUUUGAUUCAGAGGGACGAAAGAGAGGGGACCGAGAAAAAGGUUAGGAUGCAAUAUCUGCAAUCAGGCAAUCCUAGUGCUACAUACAUGCACACUGCCACGUCCGAUGUGCGCCCCGAUCGUUUUUUUUCACUUUUGUGCACACUGCACGUAAGUCCGCCUGUACGCAAUAUAAUCUAUAAACUUAUAACAAUGGCGCAUUGCGCGGCCGCGCAACAGCUGAUAGGAUACGCAAUGUCAUCGUCAUCAUAUCAUCAUCCGGUAUUGCUCGUCCGUCGCUACGGCGAGAUCACGACGUCGGCCAUGGAUUAUUGGAUUGUGCACACCUGUGCAACACAAAAUGAAACAGUGUGAUUUUGUUAAAGCUUUAUUAGCCUUGGUGUAAGUUACGACGUUUUAUUAGCCAUCGACCGAGUGUGCAGAUGUAAUGGGCUCCUUGAUGCAGAUGUUUCAAAAAAUAUUUUUCUAAUUGGUUUGUUGGGUGGACAGUGAGUAGUUUGCUAAUGAAGGUUAGGUUGCGCCUAAUUCAUUUUUUAUCCGGUGAUUUUUUUAUGAAUUUAUGACGAAACAGAAAAUUGUUUGCUUGUAUUGUUAACUCGCUCAUGUUUGCUUACUCCUUAUGCACUCAAAUGCAGCAAACAAAUGCUACUAUAAGAAGCUACUUUAAGAAACGUAUAUACAUAUGCUUGGAUCUUUUCACCCCCAUCAAUGAUUACUGACUAUUGAACCAAGGAUUAAUAAUAUCAUUCGUCCGUUGAAAAUAGCACAGUUCUCAGUGUAAGCUUAAUUAGAAGAGAACUGGAUCAAGCAAGGUAACAAAAGCCUCAAACAAGUGCUUUAAAAAAAUGGAUGGCGAAGAAAGGUCAUCCAGAUCAGGGCCAAUGGCAUCAUUGAACAAUCUCUUUUCCUUCACUAGUCCAGCGGUCAAGAAACUUUUAGGUUGGAAACAGGGUGAUGAGGAUGAAAAAUGGGCAGAAAAGGCAGUGGAAUCAUUAGUAAAAAAAUUGAAAAAGAAAAAGGGUGCCUUUGAAGAGCUUGAAAGAGCUGUCAGUAAUCCAGGAACCCCGAGCAAAUGCAUAACUAUACCACGAAGUCUUGACGGUAGAUUACAGGUUUCUCAUCGCAAGGGUUUGCCACAUGUGAUUUAUUGUCGAGUUUGGCGGUGGCCAGAUUUGCAGUCCCAUCAUGAAUUAAAACCUCUAGAAAAUUGUCAAUAUCCAUUUUCCGCAAAGCAGAAGGAGGUGUGCAUCAAUCCAUAUCAUUACAAACGAGUUGAAAGUCCAGUUUUACCCCCAGUUCUUGUACCGAGGCACUCUGAGUUUGCUCCAGGCAGGUUACCGGUAACCUUCCAGCAGCACAGUGAAUCGACUAUGCCCCAGAAUAUGUCUUAUUAUUCAAAUGACUUUAAUUCCGGAGGUAUGGCUGCCAAUAGUACAGGGAGUAUCGAUGGUAGUGGCAACUCGCCAGUAUCUUCGUACGGCUCUGUAUCGAGCCCCAUUAAUGCAGCUAAUAAUCAUAAUCCUUAUGGUGCAAAUAAUGGCUUAUCUGAAACUCCACCACCUGCGUACUCACCAUCCGAAGAUGGCUCUCAGUAUGGUCAAUCUCCAUCUCCCAAUUCAAUGAUGGCCAUGGAUAUAAGCAAUGCUCAAGAUGUAGCACCAGUACCGUAUCAAGAACCUCGCUACUGGGCAUCCAUAGCCUAUUAUGAACUAAACUGUCGAGUGGGCGAAGUUUUUCAUUGUCAGUCGCCAUCGGUAAUAGUUGACGGUUUCACCGAUCCUCGCAACAACUCCGCUAGAUUCUGUCUAGGACAGUUAUCAAACGUUAACAGAAAUUCGACAAUAGAGAACACCAGGCGACACAUUGGUAAGGGCGUGCAGCUGCAUUAUGUGGGAGGGGCGUUGUUUGCAGAGUGCAAUUCAGAUUCGGCUAUUUUCGUGCAGUCUAGAAAUUGCAAUCACCAACGGGGCUUUCACUUAAGUACGGUCAUAAAAAUACCUCCCACCUGUUCCUUAAAGAUUUUUGACAAUCAGCUGUUUGCCGAUCUGCUCGCGCAAAGCGUCUGUCAUGGAUUCGAAGCUGUUUACGAAUUGACAAAAAUGUGUACAAUAAGAAUGUCUUUUGUCAAAGGUUGGGGAGCUGAAUAUCAUCGUCAAGAUGUCACCUCGACACCUUGUUGGAUCGAAAUGCAUCUUAAUGGUCCACUUCAGUGGCUCGAUAAUGUUCUUACUCGUAUGGGUACACCACACAACGCCAUAAGUUCGGUGUCAUAAAAUAAGUGUAUUUUUUUAAAAAACGGAAAAUCGCUUGAAAGCCACGUUUUAAGAAUUCUCGAUGUUUUGCCAAAAGAUUGAAAUUAGUUAGGAUUAUGUAAAAUUAAAAUUUGAUCGUUCAAUAUAUAUCAUUAGUUGCAUUAAAUUUCGUUUU